UCCCAGUGCCAGUAUUUCACAGGCAGGCAGGGAGAGAGGCAGUCAACUUGACCUUCACCGCAGCAGUUGUAGACCCUAUCAGAUUUAUCAAGGAAGGAACUAAUACAUACUCCCUCACACCAGACACGCACAUACAAACACACUAGUGGGGAGACCAGGGCAGAGACCAGACACACACACUCACUCACCUGCAGUCCAGGAAGCGGACACACACACUCAAACUCACCCACCUGGACUAUAUUCUUUACGCUCCAGCUCUACUGGUUCACCCCUUUCCUGACUCGACUGAAGGAACAACAGCACAACCUCCGGCCCUGUCUCCAGCUGCAGUGAUGGGAGCAUAUAGAAGAGUUUGGAGGUUGGGGGGCUGCGUCGGGGCGGUGUUGGCCUGGAUCGGGGCACUGUUCCUGGGUUCCAGCUUGGCCCAGCCUCCCGCUGACUCCUGUCCUACGGGAGUCACUCCCUCGAACCUGAGCCAGCCCCAGUACCAGUCAGUCCCAGGAGCAGACACAGGCUUCAUGUCCGGGGUGGUCCAGUCCUUCCUCCACACCGUCCAGCCCAACCCCUUCCCCAAAGAUUUGCUGCUUAAUUUAUUGGAGGGAAAUGGCAUGUAUGUAUACAAUGACGACAAGACCAUUAAAGAGGUCCUUCUCUAUGAAGUUGGUUUCCUAGUGUGUGCGGCUAUAGGGAUCGUAUACAUUAUCCUGAUGCCCCUGGUUGGCUUCUGCCUGGCCUGCUGUCGCUGCUGUGGACACUGUGGAGGACACAUGUACCAGAAGCAGACUAAAGCUGUCCACUGUCACAGGAGAGGAUUCUACUGGGCGACGCUACUCACCACGCUAGUCAUACUCUCAGGGAACAUCUGCAUGUUCUUCAGCAACCAGGUUCUGAACGGGAGCGUCGAGGACAGCUCUGUAGAACUCAACAAUACACUUGACAACCUCCAAACCUACCUCACAGCUGUCCCACAGCAAAUUGACAGUGUGCUGAUGGAGAGCAAUGAGACAGUGGAUGAAGUCACCCGAAGCCUCAAUAAUAUAGGUAACCUGCUGGGCAAGGAGAUCCAGAGAAGACUAGAGGGGCCCCUGAAACCUUCCCUGCAGUCUGUCAGAGAUAUAGCCAAUGUGGUGAACAGUACCAGUGUCCUGCUGGUGAGGUUAGACUCUACUCUAACCCAGUUCCAGUCGGAUGUAUCUGUGGUCCAGGCUAAUGUUAGCUCUGUCAGAGACCGCAUCAACAGCACACUGAGAAACCCUAACUGUACCGCGUGCUCUACCCAUCAGUCAGAGCUACAGAAACUAACAUUUGCCACCACUAUCGCUGUACCCAGUCUGCGUGAGCUGCAGUCGGCUGUUAAUAACGUCACCAAGGCUGAUCUAAACUCUAAAGUGAAAGAGGGAGAAGACUUCUUUGCCAGUAUUCCCCAAAAAGUGACCAACGACACCAAGGACGUGGUACAGAAUGUGAAGCAGCAGCUUSAAGGCAUCGAGAGACAAAUCUCUGAGGUGAAGGGAAACAUCCCUGUCUCUGCCCUCAGAAACAUCUCAGACACACUGGGAGAGGCUCAGAGAUACAUCGGCAUGUACUCACAACAGUCAGAGAGGGUAGAGAUGACCAGAUCAACAAUAUUUCCAGCAUUAAUCUGGAUGAAACAGCAGACAGGCUAGACCAACUUGCUUCUGUUCAAACCGGUGUUAAAUUAGAGCUGACACAGGAGGCUACAGACCUGAGAGCGAUCCAGUUCUACGUGAACACUGCCGUCAUCCCACAACUGACUCGUUUGAACUCCACCAUAGAUGCCCUCGGUGUCGUAGCGUCACAUAUCAACCGCACAGUAGGAGAUCUGUUGAGUAAAGUGGGAACAGCUCAAGACUUCCUCGACACUAACACUUCACAGAUUGUCAAGGCCGAGAGUAGGGCGUUCCUAGACUGUCAGAUGGGGUACUUCACGGCGUACGCUGACUGGGCUAAUUUCACGAUCACUCAACAGGUUGGUCUCUGUGGCCCAGUGGCAGAAGCUAUGGACUCAGCUGAGGUUAUAGUCUGCUCAAACAUGGUGCAAUCUCUGAACGCGUUCUGGUUCAGUCUGGGCUGGUGUACGAUCUUCUUGGUCCCCAGCAUCAUCUUCUCCAUCAAUCUGGCCAAGUUCUACAGGAGGAUGAAGCACAGCGAUAUCUACGACAACCACAUAGCCAUGAACAUCAUCCCCCGAGCCCAAAUCCAACCCUACUGAGCUGAGGGACAGAGGACUGGCCAGGACUGUUACUGCCCUCAGGGACUACAACCAUGACUCUGUCACAACUCCCUGACAGAGGAUCAUGGAGCAUUUCAAACAGAACUCUGUCACCUAAAUAAGAAUUUGUUCUUAACUGACUUGCCUCGUUAAAUAAAUAMAUUAAAAAAGAAACCUUCAUAGAAAUCAAAUGAUUGUCACUAACAGGACUCUGGCACCCCUACCUAAAACUACUACAUGGGAACAUUCAAAACAGGACUGAACACAAUCACAUGGUGUAUUUCAAUAAGGAAGUGGUACUCUCCCUCAUUGAUGGACUGAAAUGGAGGAGCGAUCUCACACUCACUUAAUGGACAGAGGAACUGUUUUCUGGAGACGGCAUGUGCGCCACACAUGCGCCUCAUAUUUCCAUGCUGUGUGUCAGGAAUUAAAGGCCACAUUCUCAAUGUCUGCAGUACGCAGACAGACAGACAGACAGACAGACAGACAGACAGACAGACAGACAGACAGACAGACAGACAGACAGACAGACAGACAUCCUCCCUCUCAGGAGUGUUGCAGGAUAAAAUGCAAUCUACAUAAACUCAACAUUUCCCAAAUGUGGUUCAUGAUAUCUAAUGGAUUUGACUGUAUGUAUAUAACGUAUGUUUUCAACCAUUAUUUUUGGUUUGAAUGUACCAUAAAGAACAUCACUGGUAUUUUUUAUAUUUUAAAGGAUUUYGUUAUGGGAAAUGGGACUAACCCUGCUAGUACCACCUGGAUAAUGUUAUAUUGGAUAUAAUGAUACAGUAUAUAUGAAAUCAAAUAGGGUAGGURUUUAAUAUAAUGUUUAUGAUCAUUUCAUUGUGAGUUUUGUUUGUCUUUUUUUGUUUUUCCCCCCAAAUUUUUAAAAUGAAUUAUACUGAAUGAAAUAUGUGAUUCUGCUAUGAUAAAAUGUUGUGCCAAAUAAUGAGUAGGAUGUUUGUAUGUUACGAAGCACUUUAUUAGGUCUGUUAAUAUAUUUCCAUUUUUUUUUUUUUUGCAUUGUGCAAGUUACUGUAAUUAAAGAUUUGCUGCUGAUAGA
Molecule: messenger RNA, 3296 nt
Organism: Salvelinus sp. IW2-2015
Lineage: Eukaryota; Metazoa; Chordata; Actinopteri; Salmoniformes; Salmonidae
Source: RefSeq, a predicted model, not a curated record